AUGGCAGCCAACCCCGUCAACGAGAGCGGACAUUUCGUCCAUGGAAACACCACCCCGCCCGCUCAUCCCAGCCUGAUGAGCAUGUUCUCGCUCAAGGGGAAGACCGCCAUUGUCACUGGUGCCGGUGCGGGAAUCGGUCUGGCUGUCGCUCACGGUCUGGCAGAGGCUGGAGCCAACGUCGCCAUGUGGUAUAACUCCAACCCCAAGUGUACCGAGCGGGCGGCCGAGAUCGCUUCCAAGUAUGGCGUUCAGACCAAGGCAUACAAGGUCAAUGUCACCAGCGCCGAAGCCGUCCAACAAGCCGUCGACCAGGCGGUCAAGGACUUCAACGGCCGACUGGACGUCUUCAUCGCCAACGCCGGCAUCCCCUGGACCGAGGGCCCUAUGGUGGACGGCCCGCUCGCCCACUACUCCAGCGUCGUCGACAUCGACCUCAACGGCACCUUCUACUGCGCCAAGGCCGCCGCCGCCCACUGGCGCCGCCAGAAGGAGCAGGGCACCGAUCUGUCCGGCAAGCCCCUCGACAACUUUACGUAUGGGAGCUUUGUGGCGACCGCUUCGAUGAGCGGUCACAUUGUCAACUUUCCCCAGAUGCAGGCCGCCUACAACGCCGCCAAGUCUGGGGUCAUCCAUCUCUGCAAAUCCCUCGCCGUCGAGUGGGUGCGGUUCGCGCGCGCCAACACCAUCUCCCCCGGCUACAUCGCCACGGAAAUCUCCAACUUCGUGCCCGAGGCGACCAAGAACAUCUGGCGCGAUAAGAUCCCCAUGGGUCGCGAGGGCCUCGCCGAGGAGCUCAAGGGCGCGUACCUGUAUCUGGCGUCGGAUGCGUCCAGCUACACGACGGGCGCGGAUCUCGUGGUGGACGGUGGAUACUGUGCGCCUUAG
Messenger RNA from Aspergillus terreus NIH2624, 885 nucleotides. RefSeq names its product putative carbonyl reductase. The record is from RefSeq and is a predicted model, not a curated record. Gene Ontology annotation, molecular function: oxidoreductase activity, acting on NAD(P)H, oxygen as acceptor. Bases 1 to 885 code for a protein of 294 amino acids. The transcript has 3 exons. Gene Ontology annotation, cellular component: intracellular anatomical structure. NCBI's taxonomy places the organism in Eukaryota, Fungi, Ascomycota, Eurotiomycetes, Eurotiales, Aspergillaceae.